GUGCCCUGCUGCUGUUGUCAACUUGUCAAGUCAAUAUACGAAAUGUGUCGAGGAAUAGUGAUCCAGAUUUUUGUGUGAUUUCUUGGCAAUUUAGCUUUAAAUUAGUUCCUAGGUGUAAAUUAAACAAAAUGCUUAGUAACACUGCCUAUAUAUCUUUAAUAUAUCUAACGUCGGCCUUAGUCCUGACGUUGGCCGGUCGGGAUUUUUAUCAAAUCCUGGGUGUAUCUCGUUCUGCAACCACAAAUGAAAUAAAGAAGGCAUAUAGAAAAUCAGCCAAAGCUCUACAUCCAGACAAAAAUCAAGAUGAUCCUGAUGCAUCGCAAAAGUUUCAAGAUCUUGGUGCAGCCUACGAAGCCUUAUCGGACCCUGAAAAACGGGAGCUAUAUGACCGCUGCGGUGAAGAAUGUCUGAAGAAAGACGGUAUGAUGAAUAAUAACGACCCGUUCGCAAGUUUCUUUGGUGAUUUCGGCUUCCACUUUGGUGGAGAGCCACAACAACACGAAACGCCACGAGGGGCCGACAUUGUAAUGGAUCUCACUGUCACCCUAGAAGAACUCUAUAACGGCAAUUUCAUAGAAAUAACCCGAAACAAACCUGUAAUAAAGCCAGCAUCAGGAACACGUAAAUGUAACUGCAGACAAGAGAUGGUGACUCGGAACUUGGGGCCAGGGCGAUUCCAGAUGAUGCAACAGACUGUGUGCGAUGAGUGUCCCAAUGUGAAGUUUGUUAAUGAAGAGAGGCUACUCGAAAUUGAGGUGGAAGUGGGUGCACCAGACGGUCACAAGUCCAGGUUAAGAGGAGAAGGAGAACCACACAUGGACGGAGAGCCGGGAGACUUGAUCAUAGUGUUUACAACAGAGAGACAUCCACACUUCACUCGCAAAGGAGAUGACCUGUACACCAAUGUCACUAUCUCGCUACAGGAUGCACUUACUGGAUUCACAAUGGAAUUAGUACACCUAGACGGUCACAAAGUGUCUAUAUCCCGUGACAAAGUGACUUGGGCUGGUGCUCGUGUCCGCAAGAAGGGAGAGGGCAUGCCUAACUUUGAAAACAACAACCUCCAUGGAAAUCUUUAUGUCACAUUUGAUAUUGAUUUCCCUAAACAGGACUUUACUGCUCAAGAAAAAGAAGCACUCCAGAGAAUACUUAAACAAACACCAAAUAACAAAGUAUACAAUGGACUAUAGUAGCCAUAUUGCCAAUUUAAUUUAUUUAAGUAGUUUAAUGAGUGCAAUGGUAUGAACAAAGUCUGUUUUGUGUGAAGGAUUUUUCGUUACCUGUGAAUGCAUGUGAUUGUUUUUAUAUAAUAAAACAUUCGAAUUGUAAA
This is a messenger RNA of Trichoplusia ni (cabbage looper), 1330 nucleotides long. RefSeq names its product dnaJ homolog shv (gene shv). The record is from RefSeq and is a predicted model, not a curated record. NCBI's taxonomy places the organism in Eukaryota, Metazoa, Arthropoda, Insecta, Lepidoptera, Noctuidae. Bases 129 to 1190 code for a protein of 353 amino acids. Gene Ontology annotation, biological process: protein folding; protein maturation. Gene Ontology annotation, molecular function: misfolded protein binding. The transcript has 5 exons. Gene Ontology annotation, cellular component: endoplasmic reticulum.